AUGAGUAAGCUUUUUCCGCUUGAGGCAAACGAGAUUGAUUACGGAAAACUUGGCGACCAGAUGGCAUUACAAGUGGACCAAGGUCACGUUCCAUCUGAAGAGGGUGAAUGGGCAGCGCUUGAAGAGUUUUUAAAGCAGCAAGCAAAUGAUGCGAAACGCAGCAAAAGUGACAUGGAUAAAAUGACUAAGAUGCUCUCAGAGGUUUCUUUGACCCGCCAGAAGAGGAAGAACUAUAAUAAGAAAGGGCAAUUUGAGUGCUCAGAAUGUCACAAUAUAUAUACCCGGCCGGCAGAUGUCGAACGACAUCGAAAGACAUACCACAAUAAGCAGAAUGCUAUACCUUGCCCUGACUGUGGUGCCCAAGUUUCUCGCAAGGAUGCUCUACGGCGACACCAAAGAGAACACUGCCCAAAAAGACCUGAAUAA
Molecule: messenger RNA, 426 nt
Organism: Penicillium macrosclerotiorum
Lineage: Eukaryota; Fungi; Ascomycota; Eurotiomycetes; Eurotiales; Aspergillaceae
Exons: 1
Coding region: 1-426 (141 amino acids)
Source: RefSeq, a predicted model, not a curated record